Molecule: messenger RNA, 2196 nt
Organism: Lodderomyces jiufengensis
Lineage: Eukaryota; Fungi; Ascomycota; Pichiomycetes; Serinales; Debaryomycetaceae
Exons: 1
Coding region: 1-2196 (731 amino acids)
Source: RefSeq, a predicted model, not a curated record
AUGUAUUUUCAAGAUCAUAUAACUCCAACUUUGGAAUUAUAUGAAAGAGCUUCAAAAACAAGUGAUGAAAGUGAAAGUAGUUCAGAUUAUUGUAAAAAUCAUCCAAAUGAUGAUCAAUGUGAAAAACCAGUUAGUAAUAAUAGUCUUACAAUUGCUUUAUCUAUAGUUUUACCAAUUGUUGCAAUACUUUGUGUAUUAGGUUUUUUCAUUUAUAAAAAUUAUAGAAAAAAUAAAAAAGAAGAAUUAGAUAAUGAUCCUGAUUUUUAUGAAAAUGGUGAUGGUACUGCAUUACCUGAUUUUAAUAUUAAACAAUUUAAUCAUCAAGAUGAUAAUAAUCCUUUUCAUAAUAGAAAUUCUGUUAGAUAUCCAAUGGAACAAAUUAAUAAAGGUUAUAUAAAUUAUAAUACUUCAGAAAGAAAUAAUGAUAAUCAAAGUUUUAAAAAUUUUAAUAACAAUAAUAAUAAUAACAAUGGUGGCGGUAAUCAAGAUCCAUAUUUAGAUAGUUUUGUACUUCCUUAUCAACAUCAAACUGGUUCAAAAUUAUCAUUAGAUGAAUAUGGUAAAAAUUUAGGGGAUUCACAAGGUUAUAGAACUCCAAGUGGUAUAAUAAGAACAAGAACAAAUUCUGUUACUUUAGAUACUGCAUUAAAAUCAACUUCUUCAAAUAUUAAUUCAAGAGAUCAUUCAAGAAAUCAAUCAAAAACUCAUUCAAGAAAUCCAAGUUCACAAAUAAGUCCAAUUAAAAAGAUUCAAGGUAAACAAUAUACUAAUAUACCGAAUGAUUCUGAUCAUGAUUUACAACAUGCAGGUGCACCAAAUGUUUCUAAUGUUGUUGAAGAAUCUAGUUCUGAUGAUAGCGGAAUAAUGUCACCAACAGAAGAAAAUUCAUAUGGAGUAACUUAUGAAAAUGAAUCAGAUAUGGCAAUUAAUAAAUCUAUACCACAAAUUAUUAUACAAGAUCAAGAUGAUCAAGAAGAUGAUCUUUUCAAUGAUACUAAUGAUCACCAUACGUCUUCAGAUGAUUCCCCAUUUGAUGAAGAUGAAAAAAAUCAACAUACAAAAGAUACUACUUUGGAUACAGUAGUAAAACAUGACAAGAGAUAUAAUGAACAACAAUAUCAACAACAAGAUCAAGAUAGUUUUGAUGAUGAAAAUUUCAAUUUCUCAACUAAACCAAAAUCAUCGAAAAAUAUAAGUAAAUCACCAAGGAUUUCAGCUUUUAAUUUAUUGAAAAAUGAUUCAGAUGAUGAAGAUGAAGAUGAAGAAAUAGAUAAUUUAACACCACAACAACAAGAAGAAAUUAAAAGAAUGAAAUCUGUUUAUAAAGUUUAUUUUGAUAAAGAAAAUAAUGAAAAUGGAGAUACAUCAUUUGAAAUUGAUGAAAAUUAUCCAUUACCUCAAAAGAUUAAUGAUCAAUUACAAAUUGAUACAAAUUAUGAUAAAAGAUAUAGUAAUACAUCAUCUGUUUAUAUGGAUCCUGAAGAAGCUCAACAAUAUCAACAAUAUCAACAACAACAAUUACAACAACAAUAUUAUAAUCAAUUUAAUCAACAAUAUCAACAACAAUAUGGUUCACCAGUUGAUCCACAAUUAUAUCAACAUUAUCAACAAGAACAAUAUAAUUAUUAUCAAAGACAACAACAACAAAAAAGACCAAAUCGUCCUUUACCUCCAUUACAAAAAUUACGUCAUCCAGCCGAUUUAAGAAAGUCAACUUUAGAAACUUAUACUAAUUUCACUCCACAUCUUAAAAAUCAAACUGUUAUGUCACCACCAACUGGUAAACAACCAUUUGUACCGAUUGAAAAUGAUGGAGUUUGGACUUCACCAAUAAAUUCACCAACUAUUCAGUCACUGGCAUCAUUCCCAAAUCAAAGUCCUAAUAAUUAUCAAAAUCAAUACCAACAUAAUCAAUAUCAACAACAACAAGGAGAUUAUUUCCCUCAACAACAACCUCCACAAAAUAAUCCAGUUCCUUCUGCCACUCAAUUAUCUAGAUCAUCAGUAGUAAUGUUGAAUCCAGUAACAGAAAUUACUAAAACAAGAAAAUUUAAACCUGCAGGUUCUUUACCAUCAAAUCCAAAUUCAAAUCAUUUAUAUAAUUUUGGACAUAGUGAUUUGAAUGGUCCAGAAAAUGACCUAUUACCAGGAAAUAGAAAAAGUGAUGUAAGAAGAAUGAUGAAUACAAAUUUUUAG